Puccinia triticina is the source of this 798-nucleotide messenger RNA. RefSeq lists its product as uncharacterized. Lineage: Eukaryota; Fungi; Basidiomycota; Pucciniomycetes; Pucciniales; Pucciniaceae. The record is from RefSeq and is a predicted model, not a curated record. The transcript has 5 exons. Bases 1 to 798 code for a protein of 265 amino acids. Gene Ontology annotation, molecular function: peroxidase activity.
AUGAGUUGUAUUUUCUCAGAAACUGAUCCGUUACUUCGAAGCGGUGAGGGGGAGGCUAUGGGGAUCAAGUCAACGCCUGAAGAAGAGCAUGGAUAUUGCCAAAGGACCAUGGGUUGUCCCUGCCCCGCCAUAGCAGCCAUGAUCAACCAUUCAUAUCUGAAGCCGCACGACGACGAGGACCCGCUCCCCUUUUUCCAGCUCGUGAAGGCGUUGCGCACUUGCUACAAUCUCAGCUUUCCGUUCGCUUUUCUAUUCGUCCUGGCCGCAAACUUGCGCCUGGGCACCAUACGCAGCGGAGGCUUUGCCCUCAAACAUCUCAAAAAACAUGGGGUGAUCGAGCAUGAUGCUAGCAUCACCAGAUAUAAUGCAAGCGAGGGCGACUCCCUCAACCCACAGUGCGAGUUGGUAGACAAGUUCAUUGAUGGGAUCUACUAUCCACCAGGGCAGGAUUCGGCGGAGAAUAUGAUUACCUUGGAGGACUUUGCGAAGAAGAGAGUGGAGCUGGAAGACAGACUGACCACUUUUCUUCCCCAGCAACCGAAGUUCAGGAUCCAUCUGUUAGGAAUAGGAGAAGCGGCGCUAGCUCUCCAGGCAUUUGCGGACAAAAGUUCGCCCUUGUAUGCCCGAGAGAUAUGUGCAAGAGCUGACUGGCUCAGGAUAUGGUAUAAAGAGGAACGGUUCCCCCUCGAAUUGGGCUGGGAAAAUCGCCGGCAUGGAUAUAAGAUUACCUUGUUUGGAUUGAUCAGGACCGUCAGGAAACUGAUUAAAGCAACAAAAGCAAUUGAGGAUAAAAUGUAA